AUGGGGGCGUUGGAACAACUGAACCGUGCUCUGAGGGAAGAGCUACAAGAGUCGUUGGAUAAGAUUGAGACCCCAAGGGGCCAAGGCGAGGUGCUGCAGAGGGAGAAGGAGGAGCUUCAGGCAAGACUUGUUCGCGUGAAGAAGCAGGUGAGGGCAGAGACGCAGAGAAGUGGGGGUUUGCGAGUGGUGAAGAGGGGGGAGAAGCGUGGGGGGGAGGCCCGUUUGCAGGUUGGAGUGGCAGAGGAAAAGGCUGCUGCGUUGCUGCAGCAAGUUCUGGCAUCCCAGCAGGCAGAGUUUGCUCUCAAGAUGCAAGUUGUGGAGCAGGACAGGCAGAGAGCUGCCUUGGCACGUGAAUUGAACGCGUGCCAGGCAGAACAAGCAAGAACUGCUGCUGAGAGGGAUCAAUUCGCCAGGGAAACAGCACAGCUGGUGUGCGCACAACAGGAGGCGAGGCAAAAGCUGGUGGAGGAGGAGAGGGCGGAGGGGCGGGUUGUGGAGUUAGCAGCUGCUAACAGGAGAAGUGCAGUCAUGAGGCAGAAAGCUGCAGUGCAGUGA
Messenger RNA from Closterium sp. NIES-65, 555 nucleotides. Lineage: Eukaryota; Viridiplantae; Streptophyta; Zygnematophyceae; Desmidiales; Closteriaceae. The record is from the annotation of a GenBank genome assembly.